AAUGCCCUCUCUACUUCCUAUAUAGUAUAUAUAGUGUUAGUAGCUAGUCAAGUGAGCUAUAACAAUUGUAUACCGAUCACUAAACCAGAUAUUAGAAAAAUAUAUCAAAGAUAUGGGGAAAGUAUCUCUAUGGUUUUUGAGUUUGAUGUUUGUAGUGGUGGUGAUAGGGGUUGUGGAGUGUAGGAGACUUGAGAAGGAGACGUUAGGAGGCGGUGGUGGUGGAAUUGGCGGCGGUUUUGGUGGCGGCAAAGGUUUUGGAGGAGGAAUUGGUGGCGGGGGAGGUGCAGGUGGAGGUUUUGGUGGUGGUGUAAGAGGAGGCCAUGGCGGCGGUCUAGGCGGUGGCAUUGGUGGAGGCCACGGUGGAGGUAUUGGUGGUGGUUCUGGUGGAGGAUUAGGUGGUGGUGGAGGACUUGGAGGAGGCCACGGUGGAGGUAUUGGUGGUGGUGCUGGAGGAGGUGCUGGUGGUGGUGCAGGUGGAGGGCUCGGAGGAGGGCACGGUGGAGGCAUUGGUGGUGGUGCUGGAGGAGGUGCUGGUGGUGGUCUAGGAGGUGGUGCCGGUGGAGGUAAUGGUGGUGGUGCCGGUGGAGGUGCUGGUGGUGGUCUAGGAGGUGGUGCUGGUGGAGGACUCGGAGGAGGUCACGGUGGAGGUAUUGGUGGUGGUGCUGGUGGAGGUGCUGGUGGUGGUGCUGGUGGUGGUGCUGGUGGUGGUGCUGGUGGAGGACUCGGAGGAGGGCAAGGUGGAGGUGCCGGUGGUGGUGCUGGUGGAGGACUCGGAGGAGGUCACGGUGGAGGUAUUGGUGGUGGUGCUGGUGGAGGUGCUGGUGGUGGUGCUGGUGGUGGUGCUGGUGGAGGACUCGGAGGAGGUGCCGGUGGUGGUGCAGGUGGAGGACUCGGAGGAGGGCACGGUGGAGGUGCUGGUGGUGGUGCAGGUGGUGGUGCAGGUGGAGGAUUAGGUGGUGGUGCUGGAGGAGGUGCCGGAGGAGGAUUUGGUGGUGGUGCAGGCGGAGGAGCUGGUGGAGGAGCUGGCGGAGGAGCUGGGGGAGGAUUUGGUGGUGGUGCUGGCGGGGGUCACGGUGGAGGUGUCGGUGGGGGAUUUGGUGGAGGAUCAGGCGGAGGAUUUGGUGCUGGUGGUGGUGCCGGCGGAGGAGCUGGUGGAGGAUUUGGUGGUGGUGGUGGUGCCGGUGGAGGAUUUGGCGGUGGGUUCUAAAAUUUUAGUAAUUCAAUAUUCAUACAAAAUCUAUCCUUGGCUUGAAGUAAGCUAGGGCUACUAGUUACUUAUGUACCAAGUCAUAUGAGAAGAAUGAAAAUAUAUCAUAUUUCUUUCUGAUUUACUUUGUAACGAUAACCAAAUUUUAAAUAUUUGAAACCACUUCCAGUAUUCAUAAUA
This is a messenger RNA of Brassica napus (rape), 1387 nucleotides long. Its product is annotated as glycine-rich cell wall structural protein-like. The transcript has a single exon. Lineage: Eukaryota; Viridiplantae; Streptophyta; Magnoliopsida; Brassicales; Brassicaceae. The record is from RefSeq and is a predicted model, not a curated record. Bases 113 to 1207 code for a protein of 364 amino acids.